Myxocyprinus asiaticus (Chinese sucker) is the source of this 4188-nucleotide messenger RNA. RefSeq names its product myeloid-associated differentiation marker homolog. NCBI's taxonomy places the organism in Eukaryota, Metazoa, Chordata, Actinopteri, Cypriniformes, Catostomidae. Gene Ontology annotation, cellular component: membrane. The transcript has 2 exons. The record is from RefSeq and is a predicted model, not a curated record. The coding region runs from base 232 to 1086 and encodes 284 amino acids.
AGAAAAUGGGCGUGGAGGACUGAAGUUCCGUUAAGGAAGAGAACAUCUGGGCAGCGUCAAUGGAGAUGAUCUCUUUUCUCCUUUGUGAUUAAUACAGAAAUAAAGCGUAAGCUCUGUAUAAGACUCACCUGAAUGACAAACAACACACCCUCAUUUAGCAAUACAAUUGGAUUUUAAAAAAAAGUACGUCUUUUACAUCUGAAAGUUCUCUGACGGAAUACACUUCCAAUCAUGCCACUAGUGGUCUUGCAGCCCUCCCGUCUCAUGUGGGCACGUUUGGCAGCUCUGGUGUUCACAUGUGUGGCGUUUAGUGUGGCCUCCCAUGGAGGUUUCCUCUCUAGUGGUAUGGGCGACUGGAGUGUGUUCUGCUGGGCAUUUAGCUUUGCUGGCACUGUGGUGGUUUUACUUGUGGAGCUCAUGGGUCUACAAUCACGUGUCCCUGUGUCCUGGAACAACUUCCCUAUUACAUUUGCCUGUUAUGCUGCACUUCUCUGCCUGUCUGCUUCCAUCAUCUUCCCCCUCUACUUCCUUAAGGGCAAUCAGUACCUCGGUGAGAUCCGGGACCACAGAAUUGCAUCCUCUGUGUUUUCCUGUCUGGCCACCUUAGCUUACCUGGUAGAGGUGAGUCUAUCACGGGCACGACCAGGGGAAGUGGCCGGAUACAUGGCAACAGUUCCAGGCCUUCUGAAGGUAUGCGAAACCUUUGUGGCCAGUGUCAUAUUCAUAUUCAUCAGUGACCCCAUUUCUUAUGACAGUCACUCUGCUCUUAAAUGGUGUAUGGCUGUCUACUGCAUCUGUUUUGUGAUAUCAGCCACAAUCGUGGUGUUGUGCAUAGGGGAAUGUACAGGGUGUCUUCCUUUCCCAUUUGCAAAGUUCCUUUCUGCCUACGCCCUACUGGCUGUUGCCAUGUACCUCACUGCCACUAUUAUUUGGCCAGUGUUCAAGUUUGACAGCCGUUAUUCCAGAAGUUCCGGCAGGCCAUACUGGGAUAAAUUGGUUGCUGUGGCCGUUCUCACCGCUCUCAACUUCCUUAUCUACCUGGCAGAUCUGGCAUAUUCUGCCCGACUGGUAUUUGUCUCCGCCUGAGUGAACAAGUUAUCAUCUUUUCCAAACAUUGACAGAAGUUUUUGAAAGGUAAAGAGUUGGGGAUAGCCCUUCAUUCCAAGUUUCUGGUGCAUGAGGAAUAUGUCCAUUAAAUAAGAUUGUAUUAUUGAAAAUGUAAUGUGAUGUUUAGAUGUGUUUUCUGUACAUACCACUGCUGAAUCCAAAUUGCUGUGUUAAACUACUGUACGUUUUUGUGCUGUUUUAUGUAACAUGAAGCUUAUUUGUUACAUACACUACCAGUCAUAAGGUUGGACACACUUGGCUGAAUUUAUGUUUUUCAUGAUCUUAAAGGCCUUUUGAUCUGAAGGCUUAUGUUUAAUCAGUACCACCAUGAAUUUACAGCAUUUUUUCCCCUGAUAAUUGAGGCCCAAAUUGACUGAAUUUGCUUAGGCUUUUCUCAAAAAUUGUGAUGCCAUUUGUGGCAUUUUUGUGUUGUUUUAAAGUGAAAUCUCACAAAUCAUAGUAUUGGCUAGUUGUGUAAUUUGGGUCAAUGACAGCAGAAGUGUGAUUACCUGUAAUUAUUUUAGUGCAUAAAAACUGAAUAUGCAGUAAGCAAGCAAAUAUAAAUAUGCACAAACAGCAUACAUUUAAAGGGUUAGUUCACCCAAAAAUAAAAAUUCUCAUUUACUCACCCUCAUGCCAUCCCAGAUGUGUAUAACUUUUUCUUCUGAAAUAUCUUAGCUUAGUAGGUCCUUAAAAUACAAGUGGAUGGUAAUAAGACCUUUGAAUCUCCAAAAAGAACAGACAGUCAGCAUAAACGUCAUCCAUACGACUCCACAGGUUAAAUUAAUGUCUUCUAAAGCGAAGAAGCAUGUGACGUUUUCGCGUUGGCAUGUUCACGUGAGAACAGACGCACAUGCAACACACCCAGAAGAGCAGCGCUGUUUACAACUGAGUAGGAGGAACACUGUACAGAAGCUUGGUUGGUUUUAUUGGUUUAUUUACUCUCAGUGGGGCGUUUGUGUUCUCAACCUGGAUGUCUCAACAGAGAGAAAAACAUGAGAUUACAUCCAUAACAUGCCAAUGCGAAUAUGUCACGAGACCACGUGAACUUUGUCCUGUUGUGAAUGCGCAUAUGGCUGCUGACUGGAAGCAAUGAUUUAUCGGUAAAAACUACUUAAAUAUAGAUCUUUUUCACAGCAAAAGCGAUCGUUUCUUUAUGUUGAUUGUCUGUUCUUUUUGGAGAUUCAAAGGUCUAAUCACCAUUCACUUGCAUUUUAAGGACCUUGUGAGCUGAGAUAUUCUUCUGUUUUUCUUCAACUGUGUUCUACUGAAGAAAGAAAGUCAUACACAUCUGGGAUGGCACAAGGGUGAGUCAACGAUGAGAGAAUUUUAUUUUUUGGGUGAACUAUCCAUUUAAGAGGUGAAAUCCGUCAUAUGGCUAAUAUGAGUUCAAUAGAAGACCUUUCAUUCAUUUUAUAUUAAAAAAAAUUAUCCUCAGUGGACAUUCCAAGUAAACUUUGACAAAAUAGUAGACAUACAACAAAAAUGUAAACUAAAAACACAUAGAAUGAGGAUUCAAUAAUGAUGGGGAUGCAAGAUAAUUUAUUAAACACAAAAAUAACAUGGAGUUAUAACAACUAUUACAAUAAUAAGCAUUUUUCCAAAUCAUUUUAUUCUUCUUUAAUGUCGUUUAUAGUAAGACAGUGAAAUUGGACAGAUGGGCAACAGCCCAAUCCACAUUUGAAUGACAAACAAAUCUGUAAAAUACUGUUCUACAAAUCCAAAUCAGUAUUAAGUACCAGUAACUACUUUGUACAAAAAGUGGCUUUUAAGAUAGUAGCUAUAAUUUGUCUCUACAAAAGGUCAGUGGAAACUGUUGAAACAACUAGGCAUUGCUCCAACUGGGGUCGUGAAUAGUCAAUCAGAAUUAUUAUACAUGGACUAUUUAUAAGGAUAGAGAAAGCUGCGGCACACACAUUUAGGGAACAUUGAAACUACAGCAGUGUGUGAAUGCAGUACUAAAAAGUCAUGAAUAUUAGUAAACUUGUUAAAGUAACUUUAUCCAAAAACUUAUUUAUUAAACAUUUUGUCAACAGGAACGGUAAACACUAUAUCCCCCAAGUAAUGUUCAAUUCAGUAAAUCGAAUAAUAAAUCGUGUAAUUGAUAUAAACAUAAAUGAAUAUACGUAUGCAGUUAGCAAGUUAAAAUCAGUUACCAUCUCCCGUAAAACUUACGUCCUUAGACAGAUGUCCUGAACCUCCAUUUUCGUGCAUUGUUUUUUCUUCAGACAUGGAGAGUUGGAGCGGAUAGUGAAGGAAAGCUGAGUGUGCAGAACUGUUAACUAGGCAAAGGAUGGCUACUUUGAAGAAUCUAGAAUAUAAGAUAGGUAAACCACAUAACUCCCAUACUUCCAAUUUUUAUGACUUAAACAUUAUUCUAAAAUUUGGAGGAGAGUGAAUGUGAGUAGUCCUUUUGGCUGGUAGUGUAAGUUUUAUCAAUGGCACAUAGCAUCACAAUAGAAUUUCAGAAGUUAUGUUUCUGCCAAAAGAUUUAUUUACUAAGUUUGCAUAGAAUAAAGAAAACAAACAAAAUACAUUAGAUUUAUUUUAUAUGAUCAAAUAUAUUUUGAAUACAAAUAAAUUCUGAUUCUGAUGUGUUAACCAGUAUUUUAAACAUUAUUUUCUUGCAGCUUAUGAACCCUUAUUGAAAUCCAUUGCCUUGAAGGGUUCCUUGAUUUAUAAUGUCUAAAUAUAUAUCCAAUGCAUAACUUGUGAUAAUAUCUAGAAAUUAAGUUUGUUCCAACAUUGGUCAGCUAGUGCUUAGAGCACUGAAGCCAUCUACUUGACAUAGUUAUUUUGUGUAUUUUUUUUUUUUUUUUAAUUAUUAUUCAAGCAGAUGUCACCAAAGACCCAAUCUGUGAUAUUCUGACACUCUAUUUACUGAAAUGGUUUUUACUGUAAUGAAGAUAACAUAAAAUGUGCAUAUUUUCUAUUCAAAAUGAAUGGUGUAAUUUAGAGCUAAACAAGGUCUAAACAACAUACAAUCUCCUCUUAAAAAUGCACAACUUUGUUUUUACUUCAGUAAAAUUAGUGUUUUUACAUAUCUUUAAAAAAAUCAAAUAAAAAAAAAUAAUACACGUG